CUCUUCCUCUGCGAGAAUUCCUCCGUACCUGUCUGAACAGGGAGAGUCGGACCGCUGCGGGGCAGAGAGGAAAGGGAGAAAUGAAAAAGAAAGAAAGGGAUUCAACAGAAGGAAAGUAGGAGAGCACAAACAGGAAAGAGGUGUGUUGGAGACCAUUUGGGGAGCGGACGAGUUUAUCAAGGUCUCGAGGCUUCGCAUCGCUUUCUCUCUCUCUCCCUCCCUCUCCCUCUUUCUCUCUCUCCCCCUCCCUCUCCCUCUCCCUGCUGGGCUGUUUUUCAAUUUUCUGAGACCCGUGGCUAUUUUGGUCCGUCAGUGCCGGAGCGGUUUGGGAUGGAUGCCAUCAUGCUGCAGGAGAAACUGGUGGAGCGGCUGCUGUGCCCACGAGUGAGAACAGCCAGGCAGAAGGAGAAGCAGUAUGUGGGUUUCGCAACUCUGCCCAACCAGGUCCACAGGAAGUCAGUGAAGAAAGGCUUCGACUUUACGCUGAUGGUGGCAGGAGAGUCUGGGAUGGGCAAAUCCACUCUGGUCAACAGCCUGUUCCUCACAGACCUCUACAAAGACAGGAAGUUACUGAAUGCUGAAGAGCGCAUCAACCAAACCGUGGAGAUCAUCAAACACACUGUAGACAUCGAGGAGAAAGGGGUCAAGCUCAAGCUGACCAUCGUCGACACGCCGGGUUUCGGAGACGCCGUCAACAACAACGAGUGCUGGAAGCCGAUCACAGACUACAUAGACCAGCAGUUUGAGCAGUAUUUCAGGGAUGAGAGCGGGCUGAACAGAAAGAACAUCCAGGACAACCGAGUCCAUUGCUGCCUCUACUUCAUCCCUCCAUUUGGGCACGGUUGCAUGAAGGCUCUGCACGAAAAGGUGAACAUAAUUCCGCUGAUCGCGAAAGCCGACUGCCUCACUCCCAACGAGAUCAAAAAGCUCAAAGACAGAAUACGAGAGGAAAUAGACAAGUUUGGGAUCAAAGUCUACCAGUUCCCCGAAUGUGACUCUGAUGAGGAUGAAGAGUUCAAACAGCUCGACAAAGAGCUGAAGGAGUGCACCCCGUUCGCCGUGAUCGGCAGUAACACAGUGGUGGAGGCUCGAGGGCAGCGAGUGAGAGGGAGACUGUACCCCUGGGGCAUCGUUGAAGUGGAGAACCAGUCGCACUGCGACUUUGUGAAAUUGAGGAACAUGCUGAUUCGUUCACACAUGCACGACCUCAAAGACGUGACCUGCGACGUCCACUACGAGAACUACAGAGCGCAGUGCAUCCAGGAGAUGACCAGUAAACUGACUCAGGACAACCGUAUGGAGAGUCCCAUCCCCAUCCUGUCCACUCCAGAUGUGGAGACUGAGAAACUAAUCAAAAUGAAAGAUGAAGAGCUGAAGAGGAUGCAGGAGAUGCUGAAUAAGAUGCAGCAGCAGAUGCACGACAAGGACCAGUGAUCGUCCCCGGGAGCAGGGCUGGUCUGCAGCGCCACCUGCUGCUUCCCCCCAGAACGACAGUGAGACCUUCAGACAACAUGGGGGUCGCCUGUUUAGUGGCAACUGUGGCUGUCCAUUAAUCCUCAGUUUGGUGCUUCAUAUCGUUUGUCUGCCUGGACGGUUGUUUGUGGGAGCCGGUUUUUAGUUUUUUGGCCUUUAAAACCUUUGAAUCCAGUUUGCCCACUUUGAGUCCCUCGCUGGGGUUUAACAGUCUUAACAUAUAUAAUAUAAAUGCGUAAUUUAAAUUACUACUCAGUGUAUCUAAUUUAUAAAUGCAAUGCUAAACCUUUUUUUGGAUAUUUUGUCAGGGUAUCAGAUGUUUUGUAAAGAGAUUUAGGUUGUUGUGUGAUGUUAAGAUUUGAUGGAUAUUGUUUUGUUUUUAUUAUAUGUUUGUGAGUGAAUGUGAAUGUGUGUGUGUUUGUAUUUCAUGACAUUUCCUCUAAGGUAUCCGUCCAUAAAACUCCCUUUUAUCGACAGCGACUUUACUUUUAGUUGUUUAGUUUGAAGCCAACUUUUGCUCUUGAUCCUCACAAUUAAUUUGUCAAGUCAAAAUAAUCUCUCCCGGCAUUUUUAUAUAUGUGUGUGUGUGCUGGCUGAGCUGAAAAUGCACUUAUUGCCAGUGGCUAACUGUGAAUGGAGAGCCUUUGACAUCUUGAGAGGGUCGCAGCAGUGCAUGCUGAGCUCACUCAUAUCCGCUAAAUGCUGUGGGCCUAUUUUUUACUGCUUCAUAACCGAGGCCCUGCGCUCCUGCUCAAAUGCAACAUGACCUCCAGUUUGCUUUGUUGCCACUGCGGUAAAAAUAUAUGAACAAUGAGGAGUGAAUACUGUGUCCAUGUUUUUAUUGGAAGUGAGUCUCUGCAUUAUGCUAGUGAAGAUGUGUGCGUGUGUGCGUGCGUGUGUGUGUGUGUGUGUGCGCGCUGAUACUGAGGAACAGUACAUAUUUUGCCUGAAGGCUGUGAGCUCAGCCCCGUUUAUAAAAGUGUGACCAAUAAAACUCGUUUUCUCGUCA
Cyclopterus lumpus (lumpfish) is the source of this 2482-nucleotide messenger RNA. RefSeq names its product septin 5a (gene septin5a). Gene Ontology annotation, biological process: regulation of exocytosis; cytoskeleton-dependent cytokinesis. Lineage: Eukaryota; Metazoa; Chordata; Actinopteri; Perciformes; Cyclopteridae. The record is from RefSeq and is a predicted model, not a curated record. Bases 331 to 1434 code for a protein of 367 amino acids. Gene Ontology annotation, molecular function: GTPase activity; GTP binding; molecular adaptor activity. The transcript has 11 exons. Gene Ontology annotation, cellular component: cell division site; microtubule cytoskeleton; septin complex.